AUGGCGUUUACCAUUGCCACUCAGCCUACUACCCCUUACGAGGGACAGAAGCCUGGUACCUCGGGCCUAAGGAAGAAGGUCACGGUCUUCCAACAGCCGAAUUACCUGGCGAAUUUCGUCCAGGCAACCUUCAAUUCGCUUCCCGCUGACAAGAUUCAGGGCUGCACUCUCGUGGUUUCCGGCGACGGUCGGUACUAUUCCAAGGACGCAGUUCAGAUUAUCGCGAAGCUCGCAGCCGGCAAUGGAGUUCGCCGGAUCUGGGUGGGCCAGGACAGCCUCCUCUCCACGCCGGCUGUGUCUGGAAUCAUCCGUGAUCGCGUCGGCAUCCAGGGCGACAAGGCGUACGGAGCGUUCAUUCUGACAGCGAGCCACAACCCGGGUGGGCCGCACGAGGACUUUGGCAUCAAGUACAACUGCGAGAACGGAGGGCCGGCUCCCGAAGGGCUGACCAACCAGAUCUACCAGCACACCACCACCAUCUCCGAGCUCAAGAUCGCUGAAGGCCUUCCUGAGGUGGACAUCCACACCAUCGGGCUGCAGUCCUUUGACGGCCCGAAUGGCAAGUUCGAGGUGGAGGUGUUUGACUCCGCAGAGGACUACAUCAAACUCAUGAAGACCAUCUUCGACUUUGAUGCCAUUCGGGAGCUCCUCAAGAACCCCAAGUUCUCAUUCCUGUUGGAUGGGCUGCACGGAGUGGCGGGAGCAUACGCGGAGAAGCUGUUUGUGCGUGAGCUGGGCGUUCCAGCCUCGUCCCUUGUCAACUGUGUGCCAAAGGAGGACUUUGGUGGCGGUCACCCUGACCCCAACCUGACCUACGCACAUGACCUGGUGGAGGCCAUGGGCCUGGGCAAGCACCAGCCCGCCCAGGAGCCCCCUGAAUUUGGCGCUGCCUGUGAUGGCGACGCUGAUCGCAACAUGGUUCUGGGCAAGAGGUUCUUUGUGACGCCGUCUGACUCGGUGGCCAUCAUAGCAGCCAACGCGGUCGUCAGCAUCCCCUACUUCAAGGGCGGGCUCAAGGGCGUUGCUAGGAGCAUGCCCACCUCCGCUGCUCUGGAUGUUGUUGCUAAGGAGCUUGGACUCAAGUUCUUUGAGGUGCCGACGGGGUGGAAGUUCUUUGGCAACCUUAUGGACGCGGGGAUGUGCUCUAUCUGUGGUGAAGAGAGCUUCGGCACAGGGUCGGACCACAUCAGGGAGAAGGACGGCAUAUGGGCGAUCCUAGCAUGGCUCUCCAUCCUGGCCCACCGGAACAGCAGCAGCAGUGAGGGGCAGCUGGUGACUGUGGAGGAGAUCGUGAGGCAGCACUGGGCCAAGUAUGGCCGGCACUUCUACACCCGAUAUGACUAUGAGGGCGUGGAUGCAGAGGGUGCAAAGAAGCUCAUGGCUCAUCUCGUCGCCAGCCAAGCAGACAUUGCUGCACUCAACACGGCUGUGAAGGCAGCCAACAGCGCAGCGGCAGACGUGGUGAGGGGCGACGAGUUUGAGUACAAGGACCCCGUGGAUGGCUCUGUGUCCAGCCACCAGGGCAUUCGGUUCUUCUUUGCUGAUGGCUCCAGACUGAUCUUCCGCCUGUCAGGAACGGGUUCAGUGGGAGCGACCAUCCGAGUUUACAUUGAGCAAUACGUGGCAGAUAGCUCCAAGAUUGAUGGCAACCCGGCUGAUGUGCUUGCUCCUCUGGUUGAUGUGGCUAUCAAGUCCAUGGAUGUGCGGCCUGAAAUUCCGGCGGAGGAAGCGGCGAAUUCGGGACCUACCAGCCGGCUGAGCACGUUCUUGUCGCCGUACUACGUAGUUAAUCUCCUCGCUGUGCUCUCCGUUCUCCCCGUGCGGAUCGCCGUCGUGUCCGGAGGCUCAUUCUCGAGAGACCUUGCGGUUCUCUACAAAUGGGAGCGGCAUGUUCUCUUUGGCCUCCUCCUCAGCGCGACAUACAAGUUAUGGCGAGCCAACACAGCCGAAGCAGCCUUUUCAUCCAUCAUGUUCAACACAAAGAUGAUUCUCAUCGCUCUCCUGUGGGCUGUGGAUCCCCGCAUUUGUGUCUGGUACCUCCUUGCGUUCAUGCUGAUCUUUCUUCUUUGCCCCCAACGCUCACCAGCAACCCCAUCAGCAUCUGACGCCUUUCUUGAGCUGAUCCCGCGCCAGCUGGAGCUAGUAGCGCCAGUGGAAAGUGCCACGCCAGCAACCAACGUACCGUGCCUGGUCAUGUUCUAUGCCAGCUGGUCCCCCCCGUGCCACCAGCACAUGUCUCUCUUCGUUGACAUUGCCAACCAGUACGGCCAAGGCCCCCACAUUCACUUCGGUCGGUUGGACGUCUCUCGCUUUCCUGACGUGGCCGAGCGGUUCUCCAUUGAUACCGGCAUGUUCUCCUCUCAGCUUCCAACCCUAAUUCUCUUCCACAACGGCACCGAAGUCAACCGCCUUCCACCCCUCAUCACCUCUAGUACCAGCAGCAACAGGUUCAUCCCCCGAGCUACGCCUUUCUUUUCCCCGUCCUCCCUGGCGCCUGGGCUUUACACUCCGCCAAGACUCACGAGGAGCAUGAUAGUGGGUGCGUUUCAGCUGGACCUAUGGCACAUGAAGGGUGCAUUAGCUACGUGCAAGGCAGAGAAGGAGCAGAAGGGGAGGAAGGAGGGUCAGGCACAGGGGGAGAAGCAGGGGGAGAAGCAUCAGGGGCAGGGGCAGCAGGAGGAGAAGAAAGAGCGGUAA
Messenger RNA from Closterium sp. Yama58-4, 2697 nucleotides. Lineage: Eukaryota; Viridiplantae; Streptophyta; Zygnematophyceae; Desmidiales; Closteriaceae. The record is from the annotation of a GenBank genome assembly.